Sorghum bicolor (sorghum) is the source of this 559-nucleotide messenger RNA. RefSeq lists its product as uncharacterized. Lineage: Eukaryota; Viridiplantae; Streptophyta; Magnoliopsida; Poales; Poaceae. The record is from RefSeq and is a predicted model, not a curated record. The transcript has a single exon. The coding region runs from base 1 to 339 and encodes 112 amino acids.
AUGGCUACUCUGAAGAUUGCCACCGUGUGCAUGCUGCUCCUGUGCGUCGGCUCGGACCUGGUGGCGCGCCCGGCCGUUUGCCUUGCAUCAUCCCCCGAUGACCAGGAGGCCGCGGCCGGCGCGCUGCUGCAGGAGCUCCUGGAGCGCGAGCUCACCCAGAAGCUGAGCCUUCUUGCUGAACAGCACGGUGACGGCGUUGGCGAGAUCUGCACGCCCGCGUGCCAGAACUGUCUGAUAAUCUGCGGGAUCACGUGUGUGCUCAACGCCAGCCCGGCCACCUGCUUCGCCAACUGCACCGUCGCCAACGGCUGCUUCAGCAAGGCGCUGCCGGUCGCAUAAGCCAGCAUAUGCAUUGCUUUACGGUCAGCCAUGUGUGCUUAUAUCUUGUCAGAUGUUAGAUUGGUUACUGAUACCAUAUGUGAUUGUGUCUUAUUUGUAUGUGCCCUGUACGACGUGUUGCUACAAGUUUAAUUACAAUAAGAACCUGCUCAGGUUGGGCCGUGCUACGUCCGGGUGGUUAUCAAAUGAAUGUAAAUGUGCUUGUAAAUGUGUUAAUUUU